UCUAUUUGCCUUCUAAUGAAUUGUUUUAGCUUAUUAAAAAGUAGGUAAAAUAAGACACAUGGAAUAUGUGCUGGUGUUAAUACUUGGGCUUUACUAUAUUUGUUCUUCUAAUAUGGAUAUUUAACUUAAGGAAGGAACAAUUUUUGUACAGACGGGGCAACAAACAAGGUUGUGUCAGUCUUUGAAAUUGCAGAAGUUUCUAUGGAUAUAAAUAAUUCAAAUGCAUCCUACUACAGAAUUCCAGCAUCUUACAUGGAUAGAAAUUAUUCUAGUGUUACUAAUAAUUGUACGGAUUUGGUAGACAAGCUGAAGAGAUACUAUCUUACAGUGAUGUACUCUUUAAUAUUUAUAUUAGGUGUAGUUGGUAACAUAUCUGCUCUCCUAAUAUAUUUCUUCAAAGUGAGACCAUGGAAGAACACUACAAUAACAAUGAUUCACAUCGCCAUGACUGACUUUCUUUAUCUGAUGAGUCUUCCAUUUUUUGUGAAAUACUACAGUAACAGUGAUUUUUGGACCCUAGGAGACUUUAUGUGUAAACUAGUGAGAUUUAUUUUUCAUUUGAAUAUGUAUGGAACCAUUCAUUUGCUUAUGUUUGUUAGUAUCUUUCGCUGCAUCGCUGUCGUUUAUCCCCUGAAAGCGCCUGAUUUGCAGAAGAAACGGUGGGGCUUACUUGUUAUUUUUACUUCAUGGAUAACUACAGGAGCAUUAAUUACCCCAAUGCUCAAUAUGUUUUCAAUACAGACAACCAAUAAUACUAUUUCAUGUUUAGAUUUUGCUAGCCUUGAUCCACAGAAGAUACAGGUAUAUAACUUCAUUUUGACAGGACUAGGUUUCUUUAUUCCUUUGCUCAUUGUAUUAAUAUGUUAUAUAAUCAUUGUGAUGAAACUGGCGGAGAGGCCUGAAAUGCCAAACUUUAGAAAAGUAAAAGCCAGACGAUUUGUUGUUCUGAUCUUGGUGGUGUUUAUCAUUUGUUUUUUGCCAUAUCAUGUCCUAAGAAUAAUUCGCAUAAGCACUAAUUAUCCAUCUUACCGUUCUUGUGUAACAAACACUGUUCAGGCUGUGUACAUCAUAACCCGGACUGUUGAAGGAAUGAACACUAUAUUUGACUUACUUUUGUACACAGCAGCAGGAGAGGAAUUUAAGAAAGCGUUUAUAUCAACUGCUGCCUCAGUUUGGCAUUGUUGCAAAAAACAUCUGACAAGAUUCUAACUUUGAAGAGAAAUCAUUUAGAUACUAUAGUGAAAAAAAUGGGCAUUAAUAGUUUUGGAAGACUUCAGAUAGAGUAAUCUUAAGGUACCAAGACUGAGCCAGUACAUAGUGAAAAAUUAUGUUAAAUUUUGUUAAUGCAUUACUUGACUUUCAGAUGAAUUACUGGGCGGCAAAUAUACAAGCUACUGUAUAAAGACAUGGACAGUGACAAAAAUCGAUGAAUAUACACAAGCAUGGUCUGCAAUAGAAAUAAAAUCUUGCAGUAUUUUACAUUCCCUCCUUUGUGCCCCA
Molecule: messenger RNA, 1500 nt
Organism: Polypterus senegalus (gray bichir)
Lineage: Eukaryota; Metazoa; Chordata; Cladistia; Polypteriformes; Polypteridae
Product: 2-oxoglutarate receptor 1-like
Exons: 2
Coding region: 202-1209 (335 amino acids)
Biological process (GO): G protein-coupled receptor signaling pathway
Cellular component (GO): plasma membrane
Molecular function (GO): G protein-coupled receptor activity
Source: RefSeq, a predicted model, not a curated record